This is a messenger RNA of Amblyraja radiata (thorny skate), 1192 nucleotides long. RefSeq names its product zinc finger protein 239-like. NCBI's taxonomy places the organism in Eukaryota, Metazoa, Chordata, Chondrichthyes, Rajiformes, Rajidae. The transcript has a single exon. Bases 3 to 869 code for a protein of 288 amino acids. Gene Ontology annotation, cellular component: nucleus. Gene Ontology annotation, biological process: regulation of gene expression. The record is from RefSeq and is a predicted model, not a curated record.
ACAUGAUGGAGAAGCGUUAUGAGUGCGACGUGUGUGGCAAAGCCUGGCAGAGCCCGAGCGAUCUGGAGACCCACCGGCGGGUUCACACGGGAGAACGCCCCUUCAACUGUUCGGAGUGUGGCAAGAACUUUAAGACGGCGCAUAACCUGAAGAUCCACAGGCGCCUGCACACCGGCGAGCGCCCCUACACCUGCAGAGACUGCGGCAAGAGCUUCACCCGCUCCACCAGCCUGCGGGAGCACCAGCGCACCCACACCGACAAGCGCCCCUACACCUGCGCCCAGUGCGGCAAGGGCUUCACUCAGUCCAGCACCCUGCUGUCCCACCAGCGCACCCACACUGACGAGCGCCCCUACACCUGCGCCCAGUGCAGCAAGGGCUUCACUCGCUCCGACAGCCUGCUGAUGCACCAGCGCACCCACACCGGCGAGCGCCCCUACACCUGCAGUGACUGCGGCAAGGGCUUCACCCACUCCAGCAACCUGUUGGUGCACCAGCGCAUCCACAACGGCAAGCGCCCCUACACCUGCUCCCAGUGUGGCAAGGGCUUCACCCACUCCACCAACCUGCUGGAGCACCAGCGCACCCACACCGGCGAGCGGCCCUUCACCUGUGCCCAGUGCGGCAAGGGCUACACCCGCUCCUCCAAGCUGCUGUCCCACCAGCGGGUGCACGCCGGCGACUGUCCCGUCCCCAGCCCAGUGUGUGGGGAGGGCAUUGCCAUGGCCUCCCAGGCCCUGUCUCACCAGAGCAUGCACACCAGUGACCAGCCCUACGACUGUCCGUACUGCGGUGCGGAGUUUGACAGCUUGCAGGGGUUGCGGCAGCACCAGCGGACCCACGCCGGCGAACAGCUGCUUCCACUGUGACAAGAGAGCACGGGGGCUGCGGAAGCACCAGCGGAUACACACCGGAGAGAGACCCUUUGUGUACGCUGAGCGUGGUAAGUGUUUCACCCGCAUGUCCAGCCUGUGGCAGCACCGGCGCACCCACAGCAGAGAAAGUCCCUUCCCUUGCCCGUCCAGUGGUAAGGUCUUCACCCUCCUUGACCACCUGCUGGAGCACCGGCGAGUCCACACCGGCCAGCGCCCCUUCACCUGCCCGCUCUGUGGCAAGGCCUUUGCCUGUUCCUCCAGCCUGCUGGCACACCGCCACGUGGAUAGGAGCUGUUUAGGUAAACAUGAAAUGCUGG